Molecule: messenger RNA, 2409 nt
Organism: Gracilinanus agilis (Agile Gracile Mouse Opossum)
Lineage: Eukaryota; Metazoa; Chordata; Mammalia; Didelphimorphia; Didelphidae
Gene: CPSF6
Product: cleavage and polyadenylation specific factor 6
Exons: 12
Coding region: 1-2241 (746 amino acids)
Biological process (GO): mRNA alternative polyadenylation
Cellular component (GO): mRNA cleavage and polyadenylation specificity factor complex
Molecular function (GO): mRNA binding
Source: RefSeq, a predicted model, not a curated record
AUGGGGGGAUGGGGUGAUGCUCUCAGGAAAUCGUGGCGUUGGCUAGGCGUGCAGGAUGCAAAGCGAAAUGCGGCAUGCAUGCAAAUGCUCGAACCACUUUCUAUUUUCUGGAGCUGCGCUGACUGCGGCGGGCAUAGUACUAGGAGAGAAACGGAGAAACUAGCUCCCGGAUUCCCGAAUUAUAUACGUAAACAUUCAUCUCCAGAUUGCAAAAACAAUUUGCAAACGACUGCGGUGCCACGUGUCGAUCCGUCUGUCUUCCUUUUCUCUGGCCUCCCGAGACCCAAAGCAGUGGCACGGCCUGAAGCGCGCCACAUAAAAAGAGGGAGAGGUUACAAAACCCCCGCCCCUCCCUGCUCCGCCCCUCCACACCUCCCGCUCCGUGCAGACGCUGCCCAGGUCCGCGCGCAGGGCGCCUCCACAGCUGCAGCUCCCGCCGCCCACGGCGCCCCCCCUCCCGUCUCCAGCCUCGGAAAUCCGCUGCUGCUGCUGCUGCGGACCGAGCUGCUGGAGGUGGCCGCGGCGGCGGCGGCAGAAGCUGAAUACGGUGGGCAUGAUCAGAUAGAUUUGUAUGAUGAUGUCAUCUCUCCAUCUGCAAAUAAUGGAGAUGCCCCAGAAGAUCGGGAUUACAUGGAUGCUCUCCCACCUUCUGUUGGCGAUGAUGUAGGUAAAGGAUCAGCACCAAAUGUUGUCUAUACCUAUACUGGAAAGAGAAUUGCAUUGUACAUUGGAAAUCUUACAUGGUGGACAACUGAUGAAGAUUUAACUGAAGCAGUCCAUUCUUUGGGGGUAAAUGAUAUUUUGGAGAUAAAGUUUUUUGAAAACCGUGCUAAUGGCCAAUCAAAGGGGUUUGCCCUUGUUGGAGUUGGAUCUGAAGCAUCCUCAAAAAAGUUAAUGGAUCUUUUGCCUAAAAGGGAACUACAUGGUCAGAAUCCUGUUGUGACUCCGUGUAAUAAGCAGUUCCUGAGUCAGUUUGAAAUGCAGUCCAGGAAAACUACACAGUCAGGACAAAUGUCUGGGGAAGGUAAAGCUGGCCCUCCAGGAGGCAGUUCACGUGCAGCAUUUCCACAAGGUGGUAGAGGACGGGGCCGUUUUCCAGGGGCUGUUCCAGGUGGGGACAGAUUUCCUGGACCAGCUGGACCAGGAGGGCCACCCCCACCUUUCCCAGGAAAUUUGAUCAAGCAUCUUGUUAAAGGAACUCGGCCUUUGUUCCUGGAAACUAGGAUUCCAUGGCAUAUGGGGCACAGCAUAGAGGAAAUACCCAUUUUUGGCCUAAAAGCUGGACAAACUCCACCACGUCCACCCCUAGGUCCUCCAGGCCCUCCCGGCCCACCAGGCCCUCCACCUCCUGGUCAGGUUCUUCCUCCUCCAUUAGCUGGGCCUCCUAAUCGAGGUGAUCGCCCUCCACCACCAGUUCUUUUUCCAGGACAGCCUUUUGGGCAGCCUCCAUUGGGUCCGCUUCCUCCUGGUCCUCCACCUCCAGUGCCAGGCUACGGCCCCCCUCCUGGUCCUCCACCUCCACAGCAGGGACCGCCUCCGCCUCCAGGCCCUUUUCCACCUCGCCCACCUGGCCCUCUGGGGCCACCCCUUACACUUGCUCCUCCUCCACAUCUUCCUGGACCACCUCCAGGUGCCCCCCCACCAGCUCCACACGUGAACCCAGCUUUCUUUCCCCCACCAACCAACAGUGGCAUGCCAACAUCAGACAGCCGGGGUCCACCACCCACAGACCCAUAUGGCCGACCUCCCCCGUAUGAUAGAGGUGACUAUGGGCCCCCUGGAAGAGAAAUGGAUGCUGCAAGAACGCCAUUAAGUGAAGCAGAGUUUGAAGAAAUCAUGAAUAGAAACAGAGCGAUUUCAAGCAGCGCCAUUUCAAGAGCUGUGUCUGACGCCAGUGCUGGUGAUUAUGGGAGUGCUAUUGAGACAUUGGUAACUGCUAUUUCCUUAAUUAAACAAUCCAAAGUAUCUGCUGAUGAUCGUUGCAAAGUGCUUAUUAGUUCUUUGCAGGAUUGCCUUCAUGGAAUUGAGUCCAAAUCUUAUGGUUCUGGAUCAAGACGUGAACGCUCAAGAGAGAGGGACCACAGUAGAUCCAGAGAAAAGAGCAGACGUCACAAAUCUCGUAGUAGAGAUCGUCAUGAUGAUUAUUAUAGAGAGAGAAGCAGAGAACGAGAAAGACAUCGGGAUCGUGACCGAGACCGCGAUAGAGAACGUGACAGAGAGCGAGAAUAUCGCCACCGUUAAGAGAAGCUGAAGGAAGAGGAACACCUUGCAAGACAAGAAACCUUCUUCAUGGGGGAAAAUGACGCUUGUCCAGCAGUUUGCUUCUUGUGAUUGAACUGAGCCUGUAAGGAUUCAUGGAUAAAAUGGACAGGAAUAGAUCUGAAUAAAGCAAAUCUGCAUAAAUGGUAA